This is a messenger RNA of Hemiscyllium ocellatum (epaulette shark), 1884 nucleotides long. Its product is annotated as broad substrate specificity ATP-binding cassette transporter ABCG2-like. Gene Ontology annotation, cellular component: plasma membrane. Lineage: Eukaryota; Metazoa; Chordata; Chondrichthyes; Orectolobiformes; Hemiscylliidae. The coding region runs from base 1 to 1884 and encodes 627 amino acids. Gene Ontology annotation, molecular function: ATP binding; ATP hydrolysis activity; ABC-type transporter activity. The record is from RefSeq and is a predicted model, not a curated record. The transcript is spliced from 15 exons.
AUGAAAUAUCCUCACGGCAUGAUUAUCAGUUUCUUCAAUGUUUCCUAUAAAGUGAAAAUAAAACACGGUUACUUUUAUCGACGUACCAAAUCCACUAAGGAGGUCUUAAUUGGUGUCAGUGGGAUCAUGAAGCCUGGCCUGAAUGCCAUCAUGGGCCCCCUGGGCAGUGGGAAAACCACGUUAUUGGACAUUCUGGCUGCAAGGAAAGAGCCCUCAGGGUUUAGUGGGGAGGUCCUCGUUGAUGGUGUCCAGCAACCAACAAACUUCAACUGCAUCGCUGGAUAUGUCAUAUAUGAUUACAUGAUGACUGGGACUCUGACUGUGAGAGAGAACUUGGAAUUCUGUGCUGCACUGAGGCUGCCUAAGAAUCUCACCAAAUCCGAAAGAACAAAACGAAUCGAUAAACUUAUUGAAGAGCUGGGACUCAGUAAAAUAGAGAACUCUAGGAUUGGAACAUUGUUGACUCGUGGUGUCUCUGAUGGAGAGAAAAGGAAAGCCAGUAUUGCGAUGGAGCUGCUAAAGGAUCCUGGAGUUCUGUUCCUGGAUGAACCGACAAGUGGUUUGGAUACUAGCAACGCAAAUGCUGUUCUGCAGUUACUGAGAAGGUUAGCACGGCAAGGGAAAACUAUUAUCUUCUCAGUCCACCAGCCUCGCUAUUCAAUGUUUAAACAAUUCGACUCUCUGACACUGCUGACCAAUGGCAAAGUCAUGUACCAUGGGCCUGCUCGGAACUCCAUUGAUCACUUUAAAGCAAUGGGAUACAAGUUUCAUGUGCAUAGUAACCCUGUUGAUGUUGUGCUUGAUAUCUUGUGCAAAGCUGCAGCAAAUCAAAUGGAGAAUGGUUUUGGACCCACUGACCAGCCGGGAGACUCCACGAUCUGUGAGACAUUGCUGCGUUGGUAUCAUGCAUCGACACAUUUCAAUCAGCUGAUGACACUAUUAGUGAAACUCUCUGAUUAUAGCCGGCUGCGCCAGAUCUUACAUUCCCCAAAUCACAUCACCCAGACAACAUCGUUCUCCCACCAACUGAAAUGGCUGGGCAGGCGGAUUUUCAGAAAGUACCUGGGGGAUCCACGUGUGCCAAUUUUAACGGUAACAAUUGGAGUGUUACUGUGUCUGGUUUUGGGAUGUGCCUUUUACCGAAUGAAGACCAAUCGUGUCGGUCUGCACAACCGAUCUGGGCUCUUGUUUUUUAUUGUUAAUUGCCAGAUGUACAGCAGUAUCUCCAGCAUUGAACUUCUGGUCACAGAAAAGAAGACUUUAAUCCAUGAAUAUAUCAGUGGGUACUACUCGUUGCCAGCAUACUUCAUCUCCAAGUUAGCAUUUGAAGUGAUCCCUCUGAGGACAAUGUCGAGCAUUAUCUAUAACAGCACUACCUACUUCCUCACAGGUCUGAAACGGACAGUUCCUGCGAUUUUUAUAUCAAUACUCACCUUGGUCAUGGUCUCAUACACCUCUUCAGCUUUAGCCCUGGCAAUUGCAGCUGGUGGGAAUUCUGUAACGAUUGCGAUCAUCAUGCUAUCGCUCACUUUCGUCAUGAUGACUAUCUAUUCUGGAUUAUUGGUGCAUCUGCCAGGGAUGGUGAAGUGGCUGAGCUGGUUACAAUACCUCAGCAUCACUCGCUACGGAAUCACUGCUCUCAUGGUGAACGAAUUUGUGGACUUGACCUUUUCAUAUAAUGUGUCGGAUAUGGGGAAAGGCUGUCAUUGUCCAAAUCCAACCCCGGUUGAGAUCUCAUGCACAGGAACUCAGCACCUUCAGGACAUGGGGAUUGGCACAGCCUCAUGGGAUCUGUGGCAGAACCAUGUGGGAUUAAGUGUGCUGUUCACCACCUUCCUCUGCAUUGCAUAUUUGAAACUCUUCUGCAUGAAGAAAUUCUCAUGA